Caenorhabditis briggsae is the source of this 1509-nucleotide messenger RNA. RefSeq names its product Protein CBR-NHR-2 (gene Cbr-nhr-2). The transcript is spliced from 4 exons. Gene Ontology annotation, biological process: regulation of DNA-templated transcription. Gene Ontology annotation, molecular function: sequence-specific DNA binding; zinc ion binding; DNA-binding transcription factor activity. NCBI's taxonomy places the organism in Eukaryota, Metazoa, Nematoda, Chromadorea, Rhabditida, Rhabditidae. Bases 1 to 1509 code for a protein of 502 amino acids. The record is from RefSeq and is a predicted model, not a curated record.
AUGGCUCAACCAAUCCCCACUGAUCCAAUGCAUUUUCCCACAACACACGGAUACCCUGCGAUAUAUCCGUACGGCCAACAGUAUCCUCCAGACAUGAGCAACUUUGCAGCGAACCCACAAUUCACCCCUGAACUGUUUCAAAUGUAUUUUCAACUUUAUACGAAUCAACAGUUCACUCAUCCAGCUCCACCUCAUCCAGCUACAGAAAUAGAAUCCAGUUCUCAUACUCAAGCAUCGCCUACGAUGAACCAAAGUUCGGAAGAAGGACGAGAUUCCGGAAAUGAGACAAUUUCACCACCUCUGCCACCCCAACCACAUCUAUACCAGAAUAAUUCAAGCCAAACAACACCAGCUGUCUCUCCACAUUAUCCAGCUCCUCUACCUCCACAAGUUCAACACCAAACUCCAGUCCAGGUCAUAACACCAGAGCAACAUCUUCAACAAAUCAACCAGACGAUUCCGAACAAUCAAACACCAGUCCAAUUGGCCCCUCAAAAUUCUGCCUACGCCAUCAAUAAUCUUCUGUCACCUCAAAACUCUCCUAAUGCAGAAGAAGAUGAGCAGGAAAACCGACAAACUCGACGCAACACUUUUCCUACUUCUGAAAAUCGUAAACGACCGAUUCCAAGUGGUCCACCGAUAGUUCCACCAAACUUCACUUCUAAUUAUACACCAAUGAUGAUGCAAAAUUUUGCUGCUUUCAUGGAUCCUUCUUACUUCAAACGAGAAUCGUGUCAGAUUUGUGGAGAUAGUGCCAGCGGUUACCACUACGGCGUGUUGAGUUGUGAAGGAUGCAAAGGGUUCUUCAGACGAAGUGUACACAGAAAGAGUACAUAUGUUUGUCAGAAGGGUGCUGCUUGCUCGUUUUCUCUUGAAAACUGCACAAUAAAUCGGGGAAUACGGACUCGUUGCCAAGCAUGUCGAUACGCUAGAUGUCUUGCAGUUGGAAUGAAUAAAGAAAGUGUACGUAUAACCAAAGACGAACCGAAGAAAACGGAAUACACAAAGUGGUCCGAAGCUCAAUCGAAUGAACUCAAAGAACUGACAGAAGUUUUUAAGUCAACCAUGCCAAGUUCGAUGAGAUUUAACUCAUUUAAUGAUGUAUUCGAAGCAAUCAAAAAGUUGAUCGAAGAUGUUAAAGGACUGAAAACUAUUUUCAAAAGUGAUAGUGGAAAUAUUCCGAAUGUAAUUCGCCUAUUCUCAAAAGGAUUUCUCACUAUCCGAGCUGCAUUUACUUUUGAUACAAUUCCAUUCUACUCAGCAAUCAAUCCAAACUUUAACUCUGAUGUUGAACAACUCCGUUCUGGUAUCAGGAAUACGGUAUUCAACGAUAAUCUGUUGGCUCUUGUAACAGCGAUUCACAUCAUCAAAAGCGCUGAAAGUGGAGAAAACUCAAGUGUCCUCCCAAUCUAUUGCAAAGAGCUUCGUUCUCAAUUUUCCAUAACACACCCACAAGAAUCAGGAAUCUACGAACGAAUCAUUGCUAAGCUGGGACCUUGCUCCAACUAA